Acanthoscelides obtectus is the source of this 332-nucleotide messenger RNA. The record is from the annotation of a GenBank genome assembly. Lineage: Eukaryota; Metazoa; Arthropoda; Insecta; Coleoptera; Chrysomelidae.
UUCUGAAAUUGAGCCCAUGGUAAAUUGACAAUCAUGAUUUCAGGAUAUUAAAAAGAGCAUGGGCAUGUAGGAGCACCAAUUAUGAGACACUACAAGGUGUAAAUGGGAGAAUGGAGUUGCAGCAUGAAGUAAAAUUCUUCAUUACUUUGUACCAUCAUGGCAGAAAAUUCCACAACUAAUUACAAGAAAACUGUGGGAAUCAAUUCCCUACUUAAAGAAUGUCAAACACUGAAUAGGACUGAUAUUUCAGUUCCUGUUGAUAAUGUAGACUACAAAAGAAAAAUAUUCAUCAAAAAUAAAAGCUUCAGCUGCUGACCAUGGUAAACAAUACA